Messenger RNA from Spea bombifrons (plains spadefoot toad), 5442 nucleotides. It is a transcript of the gene CPS1, whose product is annotated as carbamoyl-phosphate synthase 1. Gene Ontology annotation, biological process: 'de novo' pyrimidine nucleobase biosynthetic process; L-glutamine metabolic process; L-arginine biosynthetic process. The transcript has 38 exons. The record is from RefSeq and is a predicted model, not a curated record. Bases 40 to 4545 code for a protein of 1501 amino acids. Lineage: Eukaryota; Metazoa; Chordata; Amphibia; Anura; Pelobatidae. Gene Ontology annotation, molecular function: ATP binding; carbamoyl-phosphate synthase (glutamine-hydrolyzing) activity; metal ion binding. Gene Ontology annotation, cellular component: carbamoyl-phosphate synthase complex; cytoplasm.
UGCAAAAGAAGAGCGGAACAGCCCCACAGAAUCCUAAAGAUGACCAGGAUUUUGUCCGUGUUUAAGGCUGUCAGGGCCUUAAAAGAUGGGGCUGGGGUUCUCAACACAGCUGCCCAUCGUCAAUUGGGCUUUUCAAAGGCUGGAGUCCGGUUCAUGAGUGUAAAGGCUCAUACUGCUAAUUUAGUGCUUGAAGAUGGAACAAGGAUCAAAGGAUACUCUUUUGGGCAUCCAGCCUCUGUAGCUGGAGAAGUCGUUUUUAACACUGGCUUGUCAGGGUAUGUGGAAGCGAUCACAGACCCAAGCUACCAUGGCCAGAUUCUCACCCUUACCAACCCAAUCAUUGGAAAUGGAGGAGCACCAGACACCAAGGCGGUGGAUUCAUAUGGUCUCAUGCAAUUCCUUGAGUCAGAGAAUAUUCAGGUUUCUGGCUUGUUGGUUCUCGAUUACAGCCAUGAGUACAGUCACUGGAGAGCCGUCAAGUCUCUAUCAGAAUGGCUGCACGAGGAAAAGAUCCCUGCACUUUGUGGAAUUGACACAAGAAUGCUGGCUAAAAAGAUUCGAGACAAGGGCACAGUGCUGGGAAAAAUUGAAUUUGAAGGACAGCCUGUGGAGUUUGUAGAUCCUAACGUAAGGAACCUGAUUGCUGAAGUAUCAACAAAGGAGGCCAAAGUUUUUGGCAAAGGGAAUCCAGUGAGAAUCGUGGCCGUGGACUGUGGUGUCAAGCAUAACAUCAUCCGCCAUCUGGUGAAGAGGGGAGCAGAAGUACAUCUUGUUCCAUGGAACCAUGACUUCUCCAAAAUGGAAUACGAUGGGCUUUUUAUUACAAGUGGACCAGGAAACCCAGAGCUUGCACAGCCACUCAUUCAAAACCUCAAAAAGGUCUUCAAGAGUGAUCGACCUGAGCCAGUGUUUGGUGUCUGCAUGGGAAAUGAAAUUGCGGCUUUAGCAGCAGGUGGCAAAACUUACCGGCUGCCCAUGGCAAACAGGGGACAGAAUCAGCCUGUUAUGAACACAAUGAAUGGUCAAGCCUUUAUCACUGCCCAGAACCAUGCCUAUGGUGUAGACAGCAAAUCUCUGCCUGCGGGAUGGAAACCACUGUUUGUGAACAUCAAUGAUCAGAGCAAUGAGGGAAUUAUGCAUGAGACCAAACCAAUUUUCACAGCACAGUUCCACCCUGAGGCCAACCCUGGACCCACUGACACAGAGUUCCUUUUUGAUGUUUUUAUGUCAAUGAUAAAGAAGGGUAAAGGCACUACUUUGGCUUCAGUAAUGCCCAAACCAGGCCUGGAAUCUAAACGGAUUGAGGUGUCUAAAGUCCUUAUCUUGGGCUCUGGAGGUCUUUCCAUCGGACAGGCGGGAGAGUUUGACUAUUCUGGAUCUCAGGCUGUGAAGGCUAUGAAGGAAGAGAAUGUAAAAACGGUUCUCAUGAAUCCCAACAUCGCUUCGGUGCAGACCAAUGAGGUUGGCAUUAAGCAGGCCGACACAGUAUAUUUCCUGCCCAUUACACCACAGUUUGUCACUGAGGUCAUCAAGACGGAAAGACCCGAUGGUAUCAUUCUGGGCAUGGGUGGCCAGACUGCCCUGAAUUGUGGUGUGGAGCUGUUCCAGCGAGGAGUGCUGAAAGAAUACGGGGUCAAAGUUCUCGGAACCUCUGUGGAGUCCAUCAUGGCCACAGAAGACAGGCAGCUUUUCUCUGACAAAUUGACAGAGAUUAAUGAGCACAUUGCUCCGAGCUUCGCUGUGGAAUCGGUGAACGAUGCACUGGACGCAGCAGAAAAAAUUGGCUAUCCUGUCAUGAUUCGAUCUGCGUAUGCUUUGGGUGGUUUGGGGUCAGGACUAUGUCCAGACAAGGAAACACUCACUGACUUGGCAACAAAGGCCUUGGCAAUGACCAACCAGAUUCUAGUGGAGCGUUCCGUUGUUGGCUGGAAGGAAAUUGAGUAUGAAGUGGUAAGAGAUGCUGCCGAUAACUGCGUCACAGUGUGCAAUAUGGAGAACGUGGAUGCCAUGGGUGUACACACAGGGGAUUCUAUUGUGGUGGCUCCAUGCCAGACGCUAUCCAAUGAGGAAGCCCAGAUGUUAAGAGCCUGUUCCAUCAAGGUCGUGCGCCACUUGGGAAUUGUUGGAGAAUGUAACAUUCAGUUUGCCCUGCACCCAACGUCAUUGGAAUACGUCAUCAUUGAAGUCAACGCUAGGCUCUCCCGAAGCUCUGCUUUGGCUUCCAAGGCUACUGGAUAUCCAUUGGCCUUCAUUGCUGCUAAAAUUGCCUUGGGCAUCCCGCUGCCUCAGAUAAGGAAUGUUGUAUCAGGGAAGACCACAGCCUGCUUUGAACCCAGUCUGGAUUACAUGGUAACCAAGAUACCUCGAUUUGAUUUGGACCGUUUCCACGGAGCCUCUGGAUUGAUCGGUAGCUCCAUGAAGAGUGUUGGAGAGGUCAUGGCCAUUGGUCGUACAUUUGAGGAAAGUUUCCAAAAGGCCCUCAGAAUGUGUCACCCCUCGGUGGAUGGCUUCACCUCCAAUCUUCCACUGAAUAAAUCAUGGUCUGAAGAUGUGAAUCUAAGAAAGGAAAUGGCUGAACCAACUAGCACCCGCGUCUACAGCAUGGCUAAGGCCCUUGAAACUGGCAUCCCUAUUGAUGAGAUCUACAACCUUACAGCCAUCGACAAAUGGUUCCUUUAUAAGAUGCAAGGCAUCCUGAACAUGGAGAAGACUCUCAAAUCAAGCAAAAGUGAGUCUGUUUCUGAAGAGACACUGAGAAGAGCCAAACAGAUUGGUUUCUCUGACCGUUACAUUGGGAAAUGCCUAGGUCUGAAUGAAGCUCAAGCCAGAGAAUUCAGACUGAAAAAGAAUGUCAAGCCUUGGGUGAAACAGAUUGAUACACUGGCUGCCGAGUAUCCAGCGAUAACAAACUAUCUCUACCUCACCUACAACGGCCAGGAACAUGAUAUAAACUUUGAUGACCACGGAAUGAUGGUUCUGGGCUGUGGCCCGUAUCACAUAGGCAGCAGCGUGGAAUUUGAUUGGUGCGCGGUCUCCAGCAUCCGUACGCUGCGCCAACUCGGCAAGAAGACGGUGGUGGUGAACUGCAACCCAGAAACCGUUAGCACAGACUUUGAUGAAUGCGACAAACUUUACUUUGAGGAGCUGUCACUAGAAAGAAUCCUAGAUGUCUUCCAACAAGAGCAAUGCGAUGGCUGCAUCAUAUCAGUGGGAGGUCAGAUCCCCAAUAACAUGGCUGUGCCACUUUACAAGAAUGGUGUGAAGAUCAUGGGUACAAGUCCAUUGCAGAUCGACAGGGCUGAGGACCGAUCAAUAUUCUCUGCUGUUCUUGAUGAACUUCAGAUUCCCCAGGCACCAUGGAAAGCUGUAAAUACCAUGGAUGAUGCUCUCCAGUUUACAAAGACUGUUGGCUACCCCUGUUUGCUCCGUCCUUCCUAUGUACUCAGUGGUUCUGCUAUGAAUGUAGUCUACGGAGAAGAAGAACUGAAAAACUUCCUAGCUGAAGCCACACGAGUCUCACAGGAGCACCCAGUAGUGAUCACCAAGUUCAUUGAAGGAGCCCGAGAAGUGGAGAUGGAUGCUGUUGCAAAGGAAGGACGAGUAAUCUCCCACGCUAUUUCUGAGCACGUAGAAGAUGCAGGUGUUCACUCUGGGGAUGCAACCCUCAUGAUCCCAACACAGUCUAUCAGUCAGGGAGCACUGGAGAAGGUGAAAAUUGCUACAAAGAAAAUUGCAACUGCUUUUGAUAUCUCUGGACCCUUCAAUGUGCAAUUCCUUGUCAGAGGAAAUGAUGUCCUGGUGAUUGAAUGCAACCUGAGAGCUUCCAGAUCUUUCCCCUUCGUGUCCAAGACCUUAGGAGUUGAUUUUAUUGAUGUGGCCACAAAAGUUAUGAUUGGAGAAAAAAUGGAUGAGGCAUCUCUCCCAACCCUGGAGAGUCCCAUUAUCCCUGCAGACUAUGUUGGGAUCAAGGCUCCCAUGUUCUCCUGGCCCCGCCUCCGAGGAGCCGAUCCAGUCCUGCGUUGUGAAAUGGCCUCAACUGGCGAGGUGGCCUGCUUUGGACACAACAUCUACUCUGCUUUCCUGAAGGCCAUGAUCUCUACCGGCUUCAAGCUGCCCCAGAAGGGAAUUUUGAUUGGAAUCCAGCAUUCAUUCCGUCCCCAUUUCCUUGGCACAGCUCAGCAGCUGAAAGAUGAGGGAUUCAAGCUGUACGCUACAGAGGCCACUGCUAGCUGGCUUAAUGCAAAUGAUAUUUCUGCCACACCUGUUCCAUGGCCAUCAGAGGAGUCACUCGCAAGCGACCCUCACACCAUCUACAAGUUGAUCAAAGAAGGCAACAUUGACAUGGUGAUUAAUCUUCCAAAUAACAACACCAAGUAUGUGCAUGAUAACUUUCUGAUAAGAAGGACUGCAGUGGACUGUGGCAUUGCCCUUCUCACCAACUUCCAGGUGGUUAAGUUGUUUGCUGAAGCCAUAAAAUACUCCGGGGACCUGGAUCUCAAGAGCCUUUUCCAUUUCAGACAGUUUGGUGCCGCUAAAUCCAAGUAGGGAAACGCAGCUAUCAUGGAGCAGCUUUGAGAUUUGGAGAGACAAACUAAAUGCUUUCACCUUGUCUUCUGUUUACUUCCAUCUAUGUUUAUUAGAUUAGAGAUACAUUUUUUAGUUUGAUUAUUAAUUUGUUUUCAUGAAUAGUAAUGUCAACUUCUUUUUUUAUAUGCAACAGUAAAGUAAUAAUGUGCAGUCAGCUAAGCAUAUGGCAUUGGGCUGACUAGGCCUUUUGAAGUCCAGAUUUAAGUGCAUAUAUUCCAACAGAAAGAACUAAAAACAAAAAAGUUUUAAUACCUUCAUCUUAACUUUUCCAUGUGAAAUUCACAUACAAAAAAAGGAGGCAUUAGUAAACCCUCAAACAUUCUAUGUUGUAAACUAUAUUAGAAAAACAAACAAAUCAGAUGUUAGUCUUUCAGAAAUAAAAGAUAAUGUCAGAUAAGAGCUAUCUGACCCAUAUAGUCUGCCUAUCUUUUGUAUCUGAGCAUCAUAACCCUACAGCGGCUACAGAGACUUAUGGCACAAAUAACUGGCCUCCCAACGUAAAAUAUAGUCGGACUUCUAAUUGAAAGAAAAGAAAGAAUAAACUAGCAGUUAAAGUUCAACGAAAGUAUUAUGUGUACAGUCCAAGAGUAGAAAACCUCUAUCCACUUUUUGGUUUAUAUGAAAUAAAGCUAAAUAAAUAGAAAGAGCCUCUGGUUUAUUUGAUUAUUUUUUCCUUAAUCUAUAUUUUAAGAAUGUAUUAACUAUUUCACGAUAGUGAUCAUUCUAAAGGGGAUGAUUUACUGUAUUAGGCACCUCAACAUUUUGUUUUGCUGAGUGAUGAAUAGUAACAAAAUGAAGACUUUUGUAAUUACAUGUAAUUUUCAAAAUAAAACAUCUUGGACUUUUUCAGUGGAA